Molecule: messenger RNA, 348 nt
Organism: Caenorhabditis bovis
Lineage: Eukaryota; Metazoa; Nematoda; Chromadorea; Rhabditida; Rhabditidae
Source: the annotation of a GenBank genome assembly
AUGCUUGAUCCGCGCGAGACAUUCGAAAAAUACGAAAGAAGAUCACCUCAACCAUGUGCAGAUCGGCGGGAUAUUUUGGCUUGCGAGUUUCGCAGAGAACCAGCACAUCAAAGUGAAUAUCGUCGCGAAGUUGUCACAACAAUUCCGGUUCAACGACAAAAUACCAAUGGCGGAACACUCGCUUGUGAAUUGCGAGCAAGACCUACCACGAUCACCACAUUUUUGCCAGAAUCGGACAAAAAGAAAUUCCCAGUUGGGCUGAUUGUUGCGAUCGCGAUUUGCAUUCCGGUCUUUAUCGUCAUCAUUCUUUUCGCCGCUGUUUGGUUCCAGGAGCUCGGAUGGAUUUAA